UCCGUUCAACAUGGCCGAAAAAACUGUGGUUAUUUCACAGCAGAAUACAAAACCUAUAAAAAUUUCAAAAUGGAAAGUUAGGGAAGGUUUUACCAUAUCAAUCGGUACUGUGGUAUUUCUGUACGAUUUUGAAAAGGUUGAUAUAAAGCAACAACGUAAGUUUAAGUCGCCACAGGCUGGAACAGUUUGCAAACUGAUCGCGCAGGAAGGCGCCAUAAUCCCUCCAGGAGAAGUUUUAUUUGAGUUAGAAGCAUGCAUACAUCCCACUGUUAUGAAAGACAUGUGUGCAGAAUGCGGAGCCGAUCUACGAAAGGACGAUUUAAAUUCCACCGCUUCUGUUCCUAUGAUACACACGGUACCUGAUUUAAAAGUUAGCGAAGAGCUCGCGCAGAAACUUGGCAAGGCUGAUGGUGAAAGAUUGUUACGUGACAAGAAACUAGUUCUGUUGGUCGAUUUAGAUCAAACUCUGAUUCACACAACAAACGAUAUUAUUCCACCAAACUUAAAAGAUGUAUAUCAUUUCCAAUUGUACGGACCUAAUUCUCCAUGGUAUCACACUAGGCUGAGGCCUGGUACACAUCAAUUUUUAAAUAAGGUUUCACCUUACUUUGAGUUACACAUAUGUACUUUCGGCGCAAGGAACUAUGCCCAUCGAAUUACAGCAAUUUUGGAUGCAGAUGAAAGAUUCUUUUCCAAUCGAGUGCUUUCUAGGGAUGAGUGCUUCAAUCCCACUAGUAAAACUGCCAAUUUAAAAGCACUUUUUCCAUGCGGUGACCAUAUGGUGUGCAUCAUAGAUGAUAGGGAAGAUGUGUGGUCGCAUGCUACAAAUUUAAUCCACGUUAAACCAUAUCACUUCUUCAAACAUACAGGUGAUAUAAAUGCACCGCCUGGUCUUGAAAAACACGAACAUGAUGAAAAAGAUGGUAUUGAUCUCUCCAAUAUUACACCUAAAGUGGACAAAGAAAAUGGCAAUGAUGAAGAGAAUUUACCAAACUGUGAUAAGACAACUGUAACGGAAGCAUUUAGCCAAAAUGAAGACAGUGAAAAAAUAAGUGAAAAUGGCGAAUCACAAAAGGAUUCUAAUGUGGAAGAAACAAAGGAACCACCGGAUGAGAAAACUGAAAACAAACCCGAAGAAAGAACAGAAGAAAGGAAAAAUGAAAAUGCCAUAGACGUUAUUGAAGUUGAGGAUCCUGAUGAUUACUUGUUAUAUUUAGAAGAUAUCUUGAUAAGGAUACAUAAAGCAUUUUAUGAAGAAUAUGAUAAAUUAGAUUCUGGAGAAGUUCCAGAUUUAAAGAAGGUAAUACCAAACGUAAAGGGACAAGUUUUAAAAGGUUGUAAGAUGGUGUUUAGUGGUUUAGUACCCACCCAUAUAAAAUUACAACAUUCGAGAGCAUACCAAGUGGCAAAAAGUUUAGGAGCUGACGUAAAACAGGAUUUCGAAGAGGACACAACCCAUUUAGUUGCUGUUCGUCCCGGUACAGCUAAAGUGAACGCUGGCAGAAGAAGAAAAAAUUUGAAAAUUGUAACGCCCGACUGGUUGUGGGCGUGUGCUGAAAGAUGGGAGCGCAUUGAAGAAAAAAUAUUCCCCUUAAACAGCAAGGGUUCAAAAAAUCGACAUCCUCCACCUCACUGCAGUAGCCCGGAGCACAAUCCCAAUUAUAGCAUCCACGAUACGCCUGCGCAACGAAAACGGUCGCCUAGUGGAAGGUUUAUGGAUACUAUAAAUCCCUUGAUGUCAUUUUCAACAGCCGACAUUGAGGAUAUGGGUAAGGAAGUAGAGGAUACUUUGGACACGGAAAGUGAAAGCGAAGAGGACGCUACAAAAAAAGCACCACUGCCUAUUGAAACAUUCGACAAAGAAGACAGUAGCAGUAGUUCGGGGGAAUCGCUAACGGCGGAAAUGCCAAGGGGACACAAACGGAAUAUCGAUAAACGCAACGACGAGGACGAAGAAGAAUUGAAAGAAAGUGAAGACGAAUUUCCCAGUACCAAAUUUCGUAGAGGAGAGCAAUUAGAUAGUGACUUAGAUAUUGGUCAAGAUUCUAACAGUGAAGGUAGUGCGGAGGCACCAGAUGAAAUCGACGACGGUGAAUGGAAUAUGAUGGGUGCAGCGUUAGAAAGAGAAUUUUUAUCAAAUUAAGUAAUUGUGUAAAUAUGUUUUUUUUAAAUUAUGUUAGGCGAUGAACAGUAUUAUAUGUUGUAAUUUAUUUGAUAAUUGUUGAACAUACAAAUGGUACUUGCAAGUUGUAACUCGAUUGAAGCUUUAAAUAAUUUUUUUUUAUGAACAUAAGUUAUAUAAAACGAAAUAGUUUUCUGCUCAAUAAACUACUUUAUUAACAA
Messenger RNA from Photinus pyralis (common eastern firefly), 2343 nucleotides. It is a transcript of the gene Fcp1, whose product is annotated as RNA polymerase II subunit A C-terminal domain phosphatase. Gene Ontology annotation, molecular function: RNA polymerase II CTD heptapeptide repeat phosphatase activity. Lineage: Eukaryota; Metazoa; Arthropoda; Insecta; Coleoptera; Lampyridae. The coding region runs from base 11 to 2143 and encodes 710 amino acids. The transcript is spliced from 4 exons. Gene Ontology annotation, cellular component: nucleus. The record is from RefSeq and is a predicted model, not a curated record.